Messenger RNA from Turnera subulata, 1281 nucleotides. The record is from the annotation of a GenBank genome assembly. Lineage: Eukaryota; Viridiplantae; Streptophyta; Magnoliopsida; Malpighiales; Passifloraceae.
AUGCCGGCGAUAGCACUGCCAACACCACUGGCAUCAAACUUCAGUGUCUCCAUAAUUCUUGAGCCAACAAUUGCUCGUAGUCGUAGAACACUCUCAAUCCGGUGCUCCUCAUCACCCACCCCGCCCAUGUCUAGUCAUCCCGCAAAGCGCGUCGUGGUGUGCGGAGGCGGAGUCAUCGGCGUCUGCACGGCAUACUUCUUAUCCAAAAACGGCGCCGCCGUCACUCUCGUCGAGCAAUCCUCCGUGGCGUGCGCCGCCUCCGGCAAGGCCGGCGGGUUCCUCGCUCUCGACUGGUGCGACGGCGGCCCUCUCGCCUCCCUUGCUCGCGCCAGCUUCGAUCUCCACCGUUCGCUAGCCCAAGAGCUCAACGGCCCGGAAUCCUACGGAUACCGCGCGCUCACCACCCUCAGCGUCACCGUCACGGAAUCUUCGUCGCCGUCCCGGAGCAAGCCAAGUAGAGGCCUGCCUUCUUGGGUUGACGGGCCGGCUGCAGGCCCAAGAACUAUUGGGUCAAUGGAGACAACGGCUCAAGUGCACCCGCAGUUGUUUACCAGGGCCGUUCUGGCGAAGGCGGUGGAGAGCUACGGUGUGGAGGUGGUGAUUGGGAAAAUGGAGAGAUUGGGGGUGGUGGAGGAGGGGGAGGGAAGAGGGCGAGUUGACUCGGUGGUUUUGGCCGGUGGGCGAGUGAUUGAGGCGGACGCGGUGGUUUUGGCACUUGGGCCAUGGACCGGAAAGUUUGAGAUGCUGAGUUCAUUGUUCAGGGUAUAUGGGCUUCGAGCACACAGCAUAGUUUUGGAGCCCAAAGAUCCAGAUGCUACAACGCCACAUGCACUUUUCUUGAGUUAUUAUCCAGCUCAGGGAGGUCGGCCCAUGGACCCGGAGGUGUAUCCCCGCCCAACAGGAGAGGUGUACGUGUGUGGCAUGUCAUCAGAGAUGGAGGUGCCAGAUGAUCCGGAGCAGGUAAUUGGCGACCCUGAGUCAAUAAAGGUGCUAAAGAGAGUAGCCAGGACUGUGUCAAGCCACUUAGCAGAAGGAGAGGCACGAGUGAAGGCAGAGCAAGCUUGCUUCUUGCCAUGCACGGAUGAUAGUGUGCCUAUAAUAGGUGAGAUUCCGGGGGUGAAGGGAUGUUAUGUGGCCACUGGACAUAGCUGUUGGGGGAUUCUUAAUGGUCCUGCUACUGGGGCUGCAAUGGCUGAGCUUGUUUUAGACGGGCAAUCCAAAAUUGUUGAUCUCACAAAAUUUAGUCCAGCCAGAUUUGUUGGCGGACGCAGAAGGCAUUAG